UGUCAUGGUUUCCUUUGAGUUCAGGAUGUGGGUAGACUGGCUGUUAGCUGAUGAGAACAAAGACAGCAUCGAUGCAGGAUGGAGAUCACCUCACUCUGUCUCCUACUUUCAGCCACACUGAGCAUCCGUCCUGACAAAUCUCAGUUCUUUCGGUACGACCGCAUCUCUCUGAGCUGUGAUGCACUGCGGAACUCUACCGGCUGGACACUGAGGAAGCACAACUCCUCUGAGACGCCUGAACCCUGCGACAAUGGCUGCACGCUCAACGACAUCUACCCGUCAGACAGCGGUGUGUACUGGUGUGAGUCUGAGCAGGGCGAGUGUAGCAACACCAUCAACAUCACAGUGGCCGCUGGUGUCGUGAUACUGGAGAGCCCUGCACUUCCUGUGAGGAAGGGAGAUGAGGUGACUCUCAGCUGCAUCCACAAGGAAAGAUACUCAAAGAAUCCUACAUCAAAUUUCAAUGCUACGUUCUACAAAAACAAUGCUUUCAUCGGUACCGGGCCUGAUGGAAUCCUGACCCUCCGAGCGGUGUCCACGUAUGAUGAAGGAUUCUACAAGUGUGAACACCCGACGAAAGGAGAGUCGCCGCAGAGCUGGCUGGGUGUAACAGCGAGAGCUCAGCCUCCAGGUGGCCCUCUUCCUGACAUGCCUUGGUACAGACUGCUCUGCUCCAUCCUGCUGUUCCUCCUCUACACAGCCAUACUCAUAUUGUGUAUUUACACGUGCCGCAGGCUGGCUCGAGCUCGAGCUGAUGCUAAAAGGAGAGCGUCUGAUCAUCGCGUACUGGAAUGAAGAAGAAGAAGAAGAAGAAGAGCUGUGAGUGUUUAUGUGCUGACCAAUAUGACUGGGAAGAAGGCAAUAUUCUUAUUUUUGUAAAAGUGCUUAUUUUUCAUUAUCUUCUAGAUAAGCUACAUGAUUUAUUUAAUAAUCCAUCUGCACCCUCUGAUAUAUUUCUGUAUGUCACUGUUAUUUAACCUGUUGAAAUUUUGAGCAUUGUGUGGAUUUGGUUUUUGCACCUUUUUAAUAAUCUUUGUUUUAUAUGUUGUUAUAUUUGCACUCUUUCCUGCUGCAACUGCUGCACAACAAUUUCCCUCUUGAUGAAUAAAGUGAAUG
This is a messenger RNA of Epinephelus fuscoguttatus (brown-marbled grouper), 1116 nucleotides long. Its product is annotated as Fc receptor-like protein 5. The coding region runs from base 79 to 795 and encodes 238 amino acids. The transcript is spliced from 5 exons. NCBI's taxonomy places the organism in Eukaryota, Metazoa, Chordata, Actinopteri, Perciformes, Serranidae. Gene Ontology annotation, biological process: cell surface receptor signaling pathway. The record is from RefSeq and is a predicted model, not a curated record. Gene Ontology annotation, molecular function: transmembrane signaling receptor activity.